UUCUGUGGGGCCUAUAUUCAAUACGGGGUCUAUAUAAUAACCCGCAAAAUUUAUGCCCCGUAAAUACGUUAACUAUGUGCAGAGAUGUCAUAGCUUCAUUGUGCAUAAAUCGGUCUGAAAUCGAAAUCAAAAUUGCAUUGUCUCCCUUACUCUAAGUCACAACUUAAUCUAGAUCAUCUACACGCUUGCAUUGUCUGGUACCCUGCCUUCUAUACUACCGAUAACGUACUUUAAGGGGAACAAACCCAGACUUAGCGCGGGAAGAGAUUCAACUUCCGGUAACAGAGUGGAUGAAUGCGGAAAGACAGCCAGAAUCUUUUAUGUAUAAAGAAAAUGAGGCCUGGAAGAAAGAAACCUGAGGAUGUGGCAGCAGAGUGCAUUGAAGCAGGAGAGGAUCUCAAAGAUUUUGUGAUUGAACAUAUACCACCAAAAGGUCGUGGUGUUAGAACAACGGUUACAAGAAGGAAAGGAGACUUCUUGAUGAUAUAUCCUGGUGAAUUGUUAACAGAAGAAGAAGGGGAGGAACGCGAAGUCAAAAAACCAUCAGUUUACAGAUACUUUUUCAAUUAUAGAAGUAGAGGGUGGUGUGUUGAUGCUACAAGUGAAUUAGAUGUGGGGCCUCGACUAGGUCGUCUGGUGAAUCACGGCCGUAAAGAUAGAAAUUGUGUUAUGAAAACCCUAGAGUUCAACAAAAGACCGUAUCUUUGCUUGUUUGCUGUGAAAGAUAUUCCUCAAGGUGAAGAAUUACUGUAUGAUUACGGCAUUAAGGAUAUACCUUGGGAGAGAAAAACUGUCACAGAGCACAGGGUGGAGGCUCAGGCUACAGACACUCAUGAGAACAUAUUUGAGGUCCUGAAUACAGCAACUCAGAUCAGACAAGAAGCCCAAACUACAGAUAAUUCACAGGACAAACUAGAGGCCCAGACUACAGAAAAUCUGGAGAUGAUGCUGGAGAUCCAAACUACACACAAUCUACAGGACAUAUCAGAGGCCCAGACUACAGAAAAUCUAGAGGUCAUGCUGAUGACCCAAACUACAGACGAUCUACAGGACAUAUCAGAGGCCCAGACUACAGAAAAUCUAGAGGUAAUGCUGAAGACCCAAACUACAGACGAUCUACAGGACAUAUUAGAGGCUCGGACUACAGACGAUGUAGAGGUUGUGCUGAAGACCCAAACUACAGACAAUCUACAGGACAUAUCAGAGGCCCAGACUGCAGAAAGUCUAGUGGUCAUGCUGAAAACCCAAACUACAGACAAUCUACAGGACAUAUUAGAGGCCCAGACUACAGACAAGGUAGAGGUUGUGCUGAAAACCCAAACUACAGACAAUCUACAGGACAUAUCAGAGGCCCAGUCUACAGAAAAUCUAGAGGUCUUGCUGAAGACACAAACUACAGACGAUCUACAGGACAUAUCAGAGGCCCAGUCUACAGAAAAUCUAGAGGUCUUGCUGAAGACACAAACUACAGACGAUCUACAGGACAUAUCAGAGGCCCAGUCUACAGAAAAUCUAGAGGUCUUGCUGAAGACACAAACUACAGACGAUCUACAGGACAUAUCAGAGGCCCAGUCUACAGAAAAUCUAGAGGUCUUGCUGAAGACACAAACUACAGACGAUCUACAGGACAUAUCAGAGGCCCAGACUUCACACAGUCUAGGGAAUAUGCUUGAGACAUUGACUACAGACAAUCUACAGGACAUAUUAGAGGCCCAGACUACAGACAAUGUAGAGGUCAUGCUGAAAACCCAAACUACACACAAUCUACAGGACAUAUCAGAGGCCCAGUCUACAGAAAAUCUAGAGGUCUUGCUGAAGACACAAACUACAGACAAUAUACAGGACAUAUUAGAGGCCCAGACUUCACACAGUCUAGGGAAUAUGCUUGAGACAUUGACUACAGACACUCUAGAAAACAGGUUAGAUGCCGAGAUUUUAUUCAGUCUGGAGGAUAUGAUGGAGGCCAAGACUACAGACAAUCUAGAGAAAAUGCUAGUGACAAAGACUAAAGACAGUCUGGAGAAAAUGCUAGAGAACCAGGCUACAGACACUCCUGAAAACAUGUUAGAGACCAUGACUACAGACAAUCUAAAGAAUAUGGUGGAGGCUGAUACUAAAGAUACCCAUAUGAGGAAGAUGGCAGUGCAACCUUCCAGUCUGAAGUCUAUACAGGCUGCUGCAGAGGAGCUGAUCAAACAAACCAAUGAUCUGCAGGAUUAUUGUGUGAAAGAUUGUUCUCAAGGCACCAACAAGUUUUUGAAUGACCUACAGCAUUUGUCAUGUGAGCUGAAGCACCUGUCCAACAGGCUAGUCAAUCAAAAGUCAGGGAUGGUGUCAAGCCUUGCUCCUGAAAAGCGAGAAAACCUAGAUGAACUUGAAUUACAGAACUUGAACAUGAACCCACUCAACCAGCCAAUAGAUUCUUCUGCUGAAUUGAUGCAGAUAGAAGACAAGCCCUUCCUGUCCAAUGCCACCAGCUUGCACAUCAGACAGGACAAUACGGAUUCUGGACUUGAUGUUGAGAUGGGUGAGAGUGAAGAGUAUAUGCUCAAGGUGACCAAUGAUAGUGUUGUUAACAUCUCCAGCAAGAGUUUCCAGAAAAGGCAAGUUGCUGUGGUUGAUCCGUCUUGGAAAACUCCUGAAAAUAAAUUUGGACAUGAUCUUGUUGACCCACCAUCAGAUGAUGAAAGUAUUGUACUGUCUUCUGGUUCAAGCUAUGUGCCAUCAGGACAGUCAGGAGAGGGAACAGGAAAUAGCAAGCAGCCAUCUUGGAUUUAUCAUGUGCUUUUAUGGAAAUUGAAAAUUGUGGAAUUAUUUUUUUUAAACAGUUUAUAUUAAAUGUUCAACUAAUUACUUUUUCAAGAAAAAUGACUUUUUUUAUUGGAGGAACUAGUUAUGGAAGAAAAUAGAACUGCACGUUCUUAUAUCAGAUUGAAGAGAUGUGCACAUCUAUUUGCAUGUGUAGAAUUUUGCAGUGUUAAAAAUUUUGAUUUCCAUGUGGAUGAAUACAGUAAACGAAUUUAUUUAUUUGACAACAAAAGUGUAAGAGAACUUUGGCAAUUUAUUUUGAACUGUGAAUAUAGAGGAGCUUGUAUUGUAAAUAUAAUUCCAGAUGUUGUACCUGAGUGAUCAAUGUGGUUGGUUGAUUUUGUUAACAUUUUGUAAGUACCUGUCAAGUCUCAUGCUUAAAGUACAGGCAACGGGACUCCCAACAAAAGUUGUGAUAUGCGGGGAGCUAGUUUCGUCGCAAACAGCGACAAAUUUUAUGCUAUAGAGCGAACUUUUGUUGCAGAGCGCGGACAGAUCUACAGUGAAAAUUUGCUCACUAAAGCAAUUUCACGACAAUGUUUUAGCAAAUUUUUGCCAUUAAACUAAAUUUACUAAUGGUCAAUAAAUGGAAAUACAUAAAUGUGAAUAAUUUCAUUUUUAUUGUUAGCUCGACUAUUCGAUAAGAAUAAGUAGAGCUAUUGCAGUCACCCGAGCGUCGGCGUAACCACUUAUGUUAAAGUUUUUGUAAUAGUUCAAAUAUUUUCAAAGUCCAUAGACAUAUGGCUUUGAAACUUUGCACACUUGUUCACCAUCAUGACCCCAACCUGUAGACAGGAGGUGGUAACUCUAUCAAGCAUUUUGACAGAAUUAUGCCCCUUUUUCGACUUAGAAUUUACGUUAAAGUUUUUGUAAUAGUUCAAAUAUUUUCAAAGUCCAUUGACAUAUGGCUUUGAAACUUUACACACUUGUUCACCAUCAUGACCCCAACUUGUAAACAGGAGGAGGUAACUCUAUCAAGCAUUUUGACAGAAUUAUGCCCCUUUUUUGACUUAGAAUUUACGUUAAAGUUUUUGUAACAGUUCAAAUAUUUUCAAAGUCCAUUGACAUAUGGCUUUGAAACUUUACACACUUGUUCACCAUCAUGACCCCAACCUGUAGACAGGAGGUGGUAACUCUAUCAAGCAUUUUGACAGAAUUAUGCCCCUUUUUCGACUUAGAAUUUACGUUAAAGUUUUUGUAAUAGUUCAAAUAUUUUCAAAGUCCAUUGACAUAUGGCUUUGAAACUUUGCACACUUGUUCACCAUCAUGACCCCAACCUGUAAACAGGAGGAGGUAACUCUAUCAAGCAUUUUUUUUACUAUCAAGCACUAAGAAUAGUCGAGCGUUGCUGUCCUACUGACAGCUCUUGUUAUUUUUAGCUUAACUAUUCGAUAAGAAUAAGUAGAGCUAUUGUUGUCACCCGAGCGUCGGCAUAACCACUUAUGUUAAAAGUUUUUGUAAUACCUCAAAUAUUUUCAAAGUCCAAUGACAUUUGGCCAUGAAACUUUGCACACUUGUUCACCAUCAUGAUCCCAAUCUGUAGACAGGAGGAGGUAACUGUAUCAAGCAUUUUAACAGAAUUAUGCCCCUUUUUCUACCUGAAAUUUACGUUAAAGUUUUUGUAAUACCUCAAAUAUUUUGAAAGUCCAUUGACAUAUGGCUUUGAAACUUUGCACACUUGUUCACCAUCAUGACCCUAACCUGUAGACAGGAGGAGGUAAUUGUAUCAAGCAUUUCGACAGAAUUAUGUCCCUUUUUCAACUAAAAAUUUACAUUUAAGUUUGCAUACCACCACAGAUAUUUUCAUAUUCUAUUGACAUCUGGCUUUGAAACAAGUUGAAAUUUUAUACUCCUUUAACAGCAUAAUAGGACUCUCUUCGAGGCCUAUAACUGUAACAUGGUUUUAAAGAAAAUUUAACCCUUUUGUUAACUUAGAAAAUUUUACAUUAUCAAAGCUUUUUUACUGUCAAGCACUAAGAAUAGUCGAGCGUUGCUGUCCUACCGACAGCUUUUGCUUAUGUAUCUCAGAACUGACCUCAUUUUUUAGCUCACCUGUCACAAAGUGACAGGGUGAGCUUUUGUGAUCGCUUUUCGUCCGGCGUCCGUAAACUUUUACUUUAAAUGACAUCUCCUCAUAAACCACUAGGCCAAUUUCAUCCAAACUUCACAGGAAUGUUCCUUUGGUGGUCACCUUUAAAAAUUGUUCAAAGAAUUUAAUUCCAUGCAGAACUCUGGUUGCCAUGGCAACCGAAAGAAAAAACUUUAAAUAUCUUCUUUUAAAAAAUCCUAAGAGCUAGAGCUUAGAUAUUUGGCAUGAAACAUCUUCUAGUGAGUGUCUACCAAGUUUGUUCAAAUAAAAGCCCUGGGGUCAAAAUUGGCCCCGCCCGGGUGGUCAUUGAUUUUCCUUGUAUGUGUAUAGCAAAAACUUAAAAAAUCUUCUUUGAAAAAACCCAAAUAGCUAGAGUUUAGAUAGUAAGCAUGAAACAUCUUCUAGUAAGUGUCUACAAAGUUCAAAUAAAAGCUCUGGGGUCAAAACUGGCCUAGCCCCAGGGGUGUCAUUGUUUUUAACUAUAUGUGUAUAGUAAAAACUUAAAAAAAUCUUCUUUUAAAAAGCCCAAUGAGCUAGAGCUUAGAUAUUUAGGAUGAAACAUCUUCUUAUAAGUGUCUACCAAGUUUGUUCAAAUAAAAGCCCUGGGGUCAAAAUUGGCCCCACCCCAGGGGUCAUUGAUUUUCCCUAUAUGCAUAUUGUAAAAACUUAAAAAAUCUUCUUUUAAAGAACUCAAUGAGCUAGAGCUAAGAUAUUUAGCAUCAAACAUGUUCUAAUAGGUUUCUACCAAGUUUGUUCAAAUAAAAGCCCUAGGGUCAAAAUUGGCCCUGCUCCGGGGGUCAUUGAUUUUCCUUAUAUGUGUAUAGCAAAAACUUGAAAAUCUUCUUUGAAAAAACCCAAAUAGCUAGAGUUUAGAUAUUAAGCAUGAAACAUCUUCUAGUGAGUGUCUACAAAGUUUGUUCAAAUAAAAGCCCUGGGGUCAAAACUGGCCCCGCCCCAGGGGUGUCAUUGUUUUUAACUAUAUGUGUAUAGUAAAAACUUAAAAAAAAAAAAUUCUUUUAAAAAGCCCAAUGAGCUAGAGCUUAGAUGUUUAGCAUGAAACAUCUUCUUAUGGGUGUGGGGAGGGGGGGGGGCUACAGGUGAGCGACCUCAGGGCCAUCAUGGCCCUCUUGUUUAUAAAUUAUAUGAGCAAAAUAAAGUAUUUGUAAAAUAUCAUUUGUGUCUUAGCAUUUUGUAGCUUUCUCAAACAUGAAUAUAUUGGUGCAUAAUAAUGUUAAAAUGGUGUAAAAAUCAUAACACACAUACACACUUAGAAGAGCAAAACAUCCUUUCUUGCAGAAUUGC
Messenger RNA from Ruditapes philippinarum (Manila clam), 6199 nucleotides. RefSeq lists its product as uncharacterized. Lineage: Eukaryota; Metazoa; Mollusca; Bivalvia; Venerida; Veneridae. The record is from RefSeq and is a predicted model, not a curated record. The transcript has 12 exons. Gene Ontology annotation, molecular function: protein binding. Bases 295 to 2838 code for a protein of 847 amino acids.